This is a messenger RNA of Xiphias gladius (swordfish), 6792 nucleotides long. It is a transcript of the gene ptprt, whose product is annotated as protein tyrosine phosphatase receptor type T. Gene Ontology annotation, molecular function: protein binding; protein tyrosine phosphatase activity. Gene Ontology annotation, biological process: protein dephosphorylation. NCBI's taxonomy places the organism in Eukaryota, Metazoa, Chordata, Actinopteri, Istiophoriformes, Xiphiidae. The record is from RefSeq and is a predicted model, not a curated record. Bases 71 to 3823 code for a protein of 1250 amino acids. The transcript is spliced from 29 exons.
UGCCGGAGGGAAAUGGUCUCAGCAUGAUAAACUCUGGCUACAGCAGUGGAAUGGUAAGGACACGGCGCUGAUGGUGACCAGGGUGGUGAACCACCGCCGUUUCUCUGCGACUGUCAGCGUGGGUGACACUUCGCAGCGCAGCACCAGCCGCUACCGCUGUGUCAUCCGAUCAGACGGCGGGUCGGGGGUGUCCAACUAUGCCGACCUCAUUGUUAAAGCUCCACCUACCCCCAUCGCUCCGCCCGAGCUUCUCGCCGUUGGGGCCACCUACCUUUGGAUCAAACCCAACGCCAACAGCAUCAUCGGCGACGGGCCCAUCAUCCUUAAGGAAGUGGAAUACCGCACCACUUCGGGGAACUGGGCAGAGACCCACGUGGUCGACUCCCCUACCUAUAAGCUGUGGCAUCUGGACCCAGAUGUGGAGUACGAAAUCAAGGUCCUGCUGUCCAGACCCGGGGAGGGAGGAACCGGUCCUCCGGGGCCGCCGUUGGUCACCAGGACCAAAUGUGCAGAUCCAGUACACGGUCCCCAGAGCGUCAAUGUGGUGGAUGUCAGAGCCCGCCAGCUGACUAUACAGUGGGAGACAUUUGGAUAUGCUGUGACACGCUGCCACAGCUACAAUUUGACGGUACAGUACCAGUACGUGUUCAACCAGCAGGAGUUUGCAGCAGAGGAGUUGAUCCAAACGUCGUCACAUUACACUCUGCGGGGGCUGAGGCCCUUUGUCACCGUCAGACUGCGGCUGGUCCUAGCCAACCCUGAAGGCAGCAAGGAGAGCGAGGAGAUAGUCAAACAGACAGAGGAGGACGUGCCUGGCUCUGUACCGAUGGAGUCUCUGCAGAAUACGCCCUACGAAGAGAAGAUCUUCAUGCAGUGGAAGGCUCCCAACGAGACCAACGGGGUCAUCACGCUGUACGAGAUUACUUACAAGGCCCUGAGCUCAUUGGACCCCAGUGCAGAUCUGACAACCCAGAGGGGACAGGUGUUCAAGCUGAGGAACGAGACCCACCAUCUGUUUGUAGGUCUCUACCCAGGGACCACCUACUUCUUCACCCUCAAGGCCUCCACGAACAAGGGCUUUGGCCCGCCCGUCACCACCCGCAUCACCACCAAGAUAGCAGCCCCGAUGAUGCCAGAGUACGAGUCUGAGGCUCCACUGAAUGAGACGGAGACAACCAUUACCAUCCUGCUGAAGCCGGCCCAAUCACGUGGAGCACCCAUCAGCUCCUACCAGCUCGUUGUGAAGGAGGAGCGCAAGUCCAAGACCCGCCGCGCCGCCUCUGAAGCCCCCGAGUGCUUCUCCGCCCCUGUCAGCUUCCGCAAUGCCUCCAUCUUGGACUCGCCUUACUACAUCGCCGCUGAACUGCCGCCAUCCAGCCUCACAGUGGUACAGCCGUUCACCGUGGGGGACAACAAGAGCUACGGCGGUUUUUGGAAUCCUCCGCUAUCUCCUGCCAAGAGCUACAGCAUCUACUACCAGGCCAUGAGCAGAGCCAAUGGGGAAACCAAAAUCAACUGUGUCCGCCUGGCUAACAAAGGUGCGUCCACCCAGGACUCAGAUGCCAUGGAGCCAGAGAAGCAGGUGGACAGCACAGUGAAAAUGGCUGGAGUGAUCGCGGGGAUCCUCAUGUUCAUCAUCAUCCUCCUCGGCGUCGUCCUCACCUUCAAACGCAGGAAGCUGGCGAAGAAGCAGAAGGAGACUGCCAGCAGCUCCACUCAGCAGAGGGAGAUGGGUCCGGUCACCACAGCUGAUAAGAGCACCACUAAAGUCAGCACCCUGCACAAGGACGACCCCUUCUCCACCUCCAGCCAGGACCUCAACGGCUUCACCUCCCCCUCUACCUGCUCCUUCUCUGUGCAGGGAAGCAAGACGCUGCAGAGCAAAUCCCUGCUGAAUUCCUACUACUCAGACAGUAGCCAGCCCUCGCUCGCCCAGCCCUCUCUGACUCUGCAGAGUUUUCCCUAUGGAGGCUGUGAGUCUGUGGAGCUCUCCUACCAGAGCGGUCAGUUUCAGGCGGGCCAGUUUCAGCCGGCUAUUCGAGUGGCCGACCUCCUCCAACACAUCACCCAGAUGAAAUGUGGACAGGGCUAUGGUUUCAAGGAGGAAUAUGAGGCCCUGGCAGAGGGACAGACGGCGCCCUGGGAAACAGCCAAGAAGGAUGAGAACCGCAACAAGAAUCGCUAUGGCAACAUCAUUGCUUACGACCACACCAGAGUCCGACUGCAGCUGCUGGACGGAGACCCCCACUCUGACUACAUCAACGCCAAUUAUAUUGACGGGUACCAUAGACCUAGACAUUACAUCGCCACACAAGGGCCUAUGCAGGAGACGGUGAGGGAUUUUUGGAGGAUGGUCUGGCAGGAAAACUCGGCCUCUAUCGUCAUGGUUACCAACCUGGUAGAGGUGGGCAGGGUGAAGUGUGUGCGUUACUGGCCUGAUGAGACAGAGGUGUACGGAGACAUCAAGGUUACCCUGAUAGAGACUGAACCGCUGGCAGAAUACGUCAUACGGACAUUCACCGUCCAAAAGAUAGAAUCUGCUCCUGGAAUUGCCAAUGUAAAACAUGCAACAUCUUUCUCUCUGUGUAUUUCUCAGAAGGGUCAUCAUGAAAUCCGCGAACUCCGUCAGUUUCAUUUCACCAGCUGGCCUGACCAUGGCGUUCCCUGUUAUGCCACCGGACUGCUGGGCUUCAUACGACAGGUCAAGUUCCUCAACCCACCAGAUGCUGGGCCCAUAGUGGCACACUGCAGUGCCGGCGCAGGGAGGACAGGCUGUUUCAUUGCAGUGGACAUCAUGCUGGACAUGGCAGAGAAUGAAGGCGUGGUGGACAUUUUCAACUGCAUCCGAGAGCUGAGAUCACAACGAGUCAACAUGGUACAGACAGAGGAGCAGUAUGUGUUUGUUCACGACGCCAUCUUGGAGGCGUGUCUAUGUGGGAACACAGCCAUACCAGUGUGUGAGUUCAGAGCAAUUUACUACAACAUCAGCAGACUGGACCCACAGACCAACUCCAGCCAGAUUAAAGACGAGUUCCAGACUCUGAACAUAGUGACUCCCAGAGUCCGUCCAGAGGACUGCAGCGUGGGUUUGCUACCCAGGAACCAUGACAAGAACCGCAGUAUGGACGUUCUAUCAGCAGACCGAUGCCUGCCUUUCCUCAUAUCUGUGGACGGAGAGAGCUCCAAUUACAUCAAUGCUGCAUUAAUGGAUAGCCACAAACAGCCAGCGGCCUUCAUUGUCACCCAGCAUCCUUUGCCAAACACCAUGGGUGACUUCUGGAGGCUGGUGUUCGACUACAACUGCUCUUCCAUUGUAAUGCUCAAUGAGAUGGACGCAGCACAGUUAUGUAUGCAGUACUGGCCAGAGAAGAGUUCGUGUUGCUAUGGUCCCAUUCAAGUGGAGUUCAUAUCAGCAGACAUUGAUGAAGACAUCAUCAACCGAAUCUUCAGGAUCUGCAACAUGGCCAGGCCACAGGACGGUUACCGCCUGGUGCAGCACUUCCAGUUCAUUGGCUGGCCGGCCUACAGGGACACACCGCUCUCCAAACGCUCUAUCCUGCAGUUGGUCAGGAGGCUGGCCAAGUGGCAGGAGCAGUAUGACGGAGGAGAUGGGAGGACCGUGGUACACUGCCUUACCGGCGGAGGGCGUUCUGGAACGUUCUGUGCCAUCUGCAGCAUCAACGAGAUGAUCCAGCAGCAGAACAUCGUGGACGUUUUCCACACCGUCAAAACACUGAGGAACAACAAGACUAAUAUGGUGGAGACCAUGGAACAGUACAAGUUCUGCUACGAAGUGGCUCUGGAGGCGCUCAGCUCCUUCUGAUUGGUUGCUGGCCCAAAUUCUCUUUUCUGAUUCGCCUUUGACGCUGCCUGUGAUUUUCAACACAACACUGGAUUGGGACACACACACAGUACCAAACUGCUUCGUGUUGACCCGAACCCGACCCGUCGGCAUGUGUGCCUGUGUGCGUGUGUGUGUGUGUGUGUGUGCGCGCGUGUGUGUGUUUGAGAGCGCGUCCACAUGAUUGUGUGUGAAUCGGAGAGCGCAUGCUUGCAUAUCUGAGCGUGUGCGUGUGUAUCUAUAUGUGUGCCUGUGACAACACACACACACACACACACAACCUGUACAGAAGAGAAAAAAAACAAAAAAGCGACAAACAUACACACUGGUGAUUUUUGUGUGUGUGUGUGUGUGUGUGUGUGUGUGUGUGUGUGUUCGCUUCAGCGAGACUGGGGACUUUACGUGCUUGUACACAGAAAAAAGAAAAAAACGAUAUGUUGAAAAAACAAAAUCCGAUGUUUAAAAAAAAGCGCCAAUUUUUCCUUCUCUAUCUCUCUACUCUCUGCUGGGCUGUGAUGUGACUAAUGUACAGUAUUUCCUUUUUAGAUAUAUUCUACGCCUUGAAUGUUGUCUCCCUCUGAAGGCUGGACGCACACUGGAAGAUUUUUCGGAAACUUUCACAUUUAGCUGAAGUUCAGGCGACGCCGCGACUCCGCAUUUUGGACCCCGACGUUCAUCCGCACGGCGUGGAAAGCAAUGGAAAGCGUUCGGCUGAGUUUAGCUCAAAUGUGGAGGGUUCAGUUAGCAAAAACCAACAGGCGCGUGUGAAUCAUUCUGGCACUUUCUCUGAUAAAUUUCCUCGUAGCAAGAGGCUGCGGACUGUGUUGAUGUUAAAUGCCAGUGAUACUUGUAAUCCAGUAACUGGCUACGAAAUUCCCAGCAUGGUUUCCUUUCCUUCAUACUGCAUCGAAGCACGGUCCUUUCUAACUUUCUUGUGACAGAAAAGGUCACUUUUAUUUGGACAAAUGCUUACAAAUACUGUUCAGACGGGGCGAAGCAACAUGUCAGACGCUACAAGUUGAGUCCGGCGCACGGCGAAGAAUAAAAGCAUUAGACAGAGGAAAGAAAAAAAAAUCGUCCCUCGCCUUCAAGAUCAAACGUCGUUGUCUCUGCUCCAGGGCUUUUUUCUUUGGGGCCGUAAGGAGAAAAAAAAAAGUUUAAGAAAUAAUUUUGGAUAAAAUUACGGAAAGUCAGUCUUGUCAAAAUCUUACAGUGUGCAUCCACUCUUACUGUAAAUAAGAUAAGACAACCACAGUCAAACAAACAAACAGACAAACAUCAUGCACCAGACACAUUACAAAUAAAAGCUAUCAUUUCAAAACACUAUCACUCUAAAAUGCUGCGUCAGUGUCAUUUUCAGCAACUCUGUGAUUAUAGUCUGGAACGAAGUCUUACGUUACCUUACUACAAACCGGCCACGUAGACAUGUUGUCAAAGAAAUUGAGAUCUAUAUUUUUGCAUAUUGCACAUUCAGCGGACCCCCACAUGCAGAGUGACUUACAAUGAGGAAGCAGUUUGGAAAUAAGCUCUCGAACGACCAGAUACUGAAAAUGAAAAAACAAAACAAACAAAAAAAAAACAAUGCCCUUAUUCCAGAUGAAAAAAAUAUAACUAUAACAAAUAUAACAAAAUAUAACUUAUUAUACCUUUUUGUCUGGUUGGUUGAUGUGGUUUUGAUCGUUGCUUUGCCUUGAAAGUGCUGAAAGGACAGUGAACAAAUUAGGACUGGCCCGACGAUGUUCACGCGCCCUGUCCGGAACUGCAGGCUGGCAAAAACAGUCGUCUAACAGCCUAACAGUUGUCUUCAGUACCGUGUAGCUUACAGCUGUUUAAAGUUAAAGCUGCAUUUUCUUAGUUUGGAUGAUUUGGGCUUAAGCUGGGCUGUGAAAAUUGUGUAUCUGUAAUUUCUUUUCCCCUCAUGCGACGGUGAAAAAGUUUGUGUUUUUUUCGGGUCGUUUUUUUUUCGGUACCUUCUUAUUUAAGAUACAAAAUUCGGAUGCAAAGGCAGACGGAAUUUGUUUAAACACAGCGUUUGGAACUGUUGGCUGCCCGUUCUCUUUGUCAUUCACCUCAGGCCGCUCUGACAUUAUCAGCCUGGUUUGGCAGCAUUAGCAUGCGGGAAAGCGAGGCACAGGAAAAAUGUCUGUGCACACAUUUUUUGUGUUACUCUCUAAAGUUAGAUCAUUCAGAAAGUAGUUUCAAACCAGAAUUGGACAUGAGUGAGUGCAGUAUAAACUCUCCCGGCGGUAAUCAAAGAGGUAAACUCGCUAAGUUUCCUUGGUUUAGGUAAAUUCCUUAAGCCAUGCUGUGUUUCGUGUGACACACCGGAUAAAUUUCGGCGAAAGCGAAGCUUGGGGAUUAGACAGCUUCCCGGUCCUGCCAACCAUCAUUAACAUGACAACACAAAGGCAAAGAGACAGGUCACAUUUACUUUCCCUCUGCAAAAGCCUCAAGUUUGCUUUCCGCCGAGCCCACGAAGGUGUGCAGAUUUAAAAAUUAAUUUGACAAACUCUCUCCACGGCCUAAUAGGAAACGAUAUCGGCCGGUGAUUGACCCCAGGGUGGAAGAAGGUCAACGCGGCCGACGGUUCAGAUGCCACUGCAGCUCAGGGGACAUGUGUUGGAGAGUGGGAAUUAAUGAGAAUUAAACAGGACGUGUCACCGUCCUCAGCUCCCCCUUUAUCAGACGUUAGACUUUCUCUGUUGUCCCAUUUAAAAGACGUGAGGAAAACUAGACCAAAAGCGCAGAUUAAAGAAAAAUCCUCUGUUUUCGUUUCAGCACCCUCUGACUGUGUUGAGUCACAAGAACUGCGAUAAUAUUAAGGGGAUUCUUUGGCACAUCUGGGGGAUAAAAACAUAGUCACAUAUAGCCUGAGGUAAUAUGGCCGAUAAAAAAAAAAAACAAGACACCAGAGUAAGGGCUUCAAACACAACAGUUCUGUUAUAGAGGAA